Molecule: messenger RNA, 1737 nt
Organism: Ziziphus jujuba (common jujube)
Lineage: Eukaryota; Viridiplantae; Streptophyta; Magnoliopsida; Rosales; Rhamnaceae
Product: glycosyltransferase BC10
Exons: 10
Coding region: 244-1389 (381 amino acids)
Cellular component (GO): membrane
Molecular function (GO): glycosyltransferase activity
Source: RefSeq, a predicted model, not a curated record
AAAAACUCUCUCUUAGAAUUCCAAUAAAAGAAGUUUUCCAGUCGAUGAAGAGCUUAUGGCAGCUGGGCUCUUAUGUUUCUCUCUGUCAAUUCUAAUUCUUUAAGUGGCUUCACUUAUUAUUAUUUUCCCUUUCCAAACCACCCCUCCUUUAAUGUAAUUUUUUUUUUAAAAAAAUUAUUGGUAAUAAUUAAAUAAAUAAUUGUUGCUGAAACGUCUAAUUUUGCAGGAAGAAGCAUUAACAUCAUGACGAAGAAAGCCCCGCCAAUACCCGCGCGCCACGUUAUCUGGUUCGGCUGGAAGCUGGUGAUAUUCUUCUCCGUCGCGCUUUGCCUCGUCGCCCUCCUCAAGCUCCAUUCUCAACCACCCGACCUCUCUUCUUCAGUCGCCUCUCGCUCUAGAUCUCGUAUUUCACGCCCUAACAUCUUCACCGGUCCUCCCAAGAUCGCCUUCCUAUUUCUCGCCCGCCGCAACCUCCCUCUUGAUUUUCUCUGGGGCAAUUUCUUCGAGGAUGCUGACGUCGAGAAAUUUUCAAUUUAUAUCCAUUCCACGCCUGGUUUUGUUUUCGACGAGACUAAUACGAAAUCACAUUUCUUUCGCGGCCGACAAUUGAGGAAUAGUAUCCGGGUGGCAUGGGGAGAAUCCAGUAUGAUCCAAGCAGAAAGGCUGCUGCUUGAAGCAGCUCUUGAGGAUCCGGCAAGUCAAAGAUUUGUUCUCCUCUCUGAUAGUUGUGUUCCUUUGUACAACUUUAGCUAUAUCUACAACUAUGUGAUGGCUUCCCCAAGGAGUUUUGUAGACAGCUUUCUUGAUGCAAAAGAGGGCCGCUACAACCCAAAAAUGUCUCCUAGGAUACCAAAGAACAAAUGGCGAAAAGGAUCUCAGUGGAUCACUUUAGUACGAGAGCAUGCUGAGGUUAUUGUAGACGAUGAAGUUAUCUUUCCAGUCUUCCAAAAAUUUUGCAAGCGGCGCCCACUUCUAGAUGCUAGCAAGGGAAAGAUGAAUGCUAAGCUUCAGAAGCAGCACAAUUGCAUCCCUGAUGAACACUAUGUGCCGACAUUGCUUGCGAUGAGUGAACUUGAAAGUGAACUUGAACGACGAACGCUCACCUAUACCUCAUGGAACUUGUCUGCGACAAAAAUGGAGACUAAAGGUUGGCAUCCAACAACAUUUACCUAUGCAAAUUCGGGCCCUGAAAAAAUCAGAGAAAUAAAGAAUCUGAACCAUGUAUAUUAUGAGACAGAAUUCAGGACAGAGUGGUGCCGUUCUAACUCUACAUCUGUCCCCUGUUUUUUGUUCGCGAGGAAAUUUUCUCAGGCGGCUGCUAUGCGCCUUCUGGGUGAAGGAGUGGUUGGCCGGUUUGGUGCUGCUACAUUGUUAGAUGCACCUCCAUGAUUGGCCAUGUUUUUUUUACAGCUCACUAACCUGUCAACUGACCCACUUGAAAUUAUAGUUUUGGCUACUAGAGGAGGUUCCCUAGAGGUUUAUCAGAUAUAACAUAUACCCAUUGUAAGAGAUGGAUUUUGAUACUUAAGACACCAACAUUUCGUUGCUGCAGCCUGUUCACUGAUGUUUACUGAAGCUGUUGGAAGGUGAGAGAUAGGAAAUUGAAUAGCAUUACUUGUUGCGACCUUGAGAUCAUAUGAAGUAGUAAUAUUUUUUUUCUUGUAGCUAGCAGUGACAUACAGUACAUUGUAUACAUAGUCGAAAGGAUAUUACAAAAAGUGGUAUACUUUUCCUUAA